AUGAGUGACAGGUUUUCGGUGACUAAGCUUUUUCCUAAGUGUUUGACGACAUGCUUAUAUAUAUGGACCGCCUACAUAACGCUGACAAGAAUACAUCAAAUACCAAGCUGGUUUCUCACGGUAACUAUAAUUCCGACAUUACUGGUAGCCUUAUACACCUAUUUCAAAGCGAUUUCAAAGGGACCCGGCUCUCCUUUAGACUUCCCUGAUUUACUAGUCCAUGACUUACAGGCAGCAGAAAAUGGUCUCGAACUUCCCCCAGAGUACAUGUCAAAAAGAUGUAURACCUUAAAACAUGACGGAAGAUUUCGAGUUUGCCAAAUUUGCCACGUUUGGAAGCCUGAUCGUUGUCAUCACUGUUCAUCAUGUGAUAUAUGUGUAUUGAAAAUGGAUCAUCAUUGUCCUUGGUUUGCUGAAUGCACUGGUUUCAAGAAUCAGAAGCUUUUUAUUCAGUUCCUUAUGUACACAACUUUCUACGCGUUCUUGGUCCUAAUCUACUCGUGUUAUGAACUCGGGACUUGGUUUCGUUCUGGUAGCUUUAAUCAAGAACUGAUUGAUUUUCACCUAUUAGGGGUGGCGCUGUUAGCCAUUGCAAUAUUCAUCUCUGUUUUGGCGUUCACUGCUUUCAGCAUUUAUCAAGUUUGUAAUAACCAAACAACCAUCGAACUAUACGGUAUGAGAAGAUAUAGGCGAGAUCUGGAAAUCAUCAAUGACAGCUAUGGAGCAGAUACACAGUUGGAGAAUAUAUUUGACUUAGGUUCUUCAAUCGCUAAUUGGCAAGAUUUAAUGGGCAUGUCAUGGUUGGAGUGGUUACUUCCUAUCGAGACAUAUAAGUACAAGAAGUCUAAACACACAAAAGAUGAAAAGGGUUUAUAUUUCGAUAUAAGACCGGAAGCACAAGACAGAUUGCUCAGCAGUAGAGGUCUAGAGGAUCGCCUAAUGAGAAGAGUAACCCCAAGGCCUUCGUUAGAAACCGACAGGCCCUCCGAAUAA
Messenger RNA from Saccharomyces eubayanus, 993 nucleotides. It is a transcript of the gene PFA3, whose product is annotated as palmitoyltransferase PFA3. The coding region runs from base 1 to 993 and encodes 330 amino acids. Gene Ontology annotation, molecular function: protein-cysteine S-palmitoyltransferase activity. The record is from RefSeq and is a predicted model, not a curated record. Gene Ontology annotation, cellular component: Golgi apparatus; endoplasmic reticulum. The transcript has a single exon. NCBI's taxonomy places the organism in Eukaryota, Fungi, Ascomycota, Saccharomycetes, Saccharomycetales, Saccharomycetaceae. Gene Ontology annotation, biological process: peptidyl-L-cysteine S-palmitoylation; protein targeting to membrane.